Molecule: messenger RNA, 3417 nt
Organism: Micropterus salmoides (largemouth bass)
Lineage: Eukaryota; Metazoa; Chordata; Actinopteri; Centrarchiformes; Centrarchidae
Product: leucine-rich repeat serine/threonine-protein kinase 2-like
Exons: 22
Coding region: 478-3372 (964 amino acids)
Source: RefSeq, a predicted model, not a curated record
UCCAGUUUCCUCUUUAACAAACGGGGAGUUUUUCUGGCCGGAGUCAUAUGAUGCGACUGUAGGAAAGGAGGAACACGCCUGUCAGAAAGAGGACGCGCUCUCCUUUCCCACCACAGACACAAUAGAAAGUGUCAAACUCCACAAAGAGGAACACGUUUCUCUGCCAGAGGAAAGUUAGCCGAGGACGGCGACGUCAACGUCGGAACAGAAACUCUGGGACUCUGACAUCUUCCACAGUCUUGACAGCCAGUUAGCUGUACUGUAGCUAGUGUAAUAUGAUGUAACAUAGCUAAUGUUUAGAAAUGUGCUCUAAUAACAUGGGUGGCACUUUGAUCCGUUUCUUCUUCUCACGCAGCAAUGCUGCAGCAGAGUGGCCGCCGGCUCGAAGCCCUUUCGACGGUUCUGACAGACUGUAACUUUACAGAUUGACCUAAAUGCACGUGAAGUCGUCAUCUGGAAACGAGUAUUUCAAAGACCAUGGUUAACAAAGAGGAACUUGAACAAAGGUUGAAGAAACUCCUGGUUAGGCUGAAAACCCCGCAAGAGGACAGACAACUGUGCACACUGAUUCAAAUAAUCCAGGAUCUGCUUUUCCUGGCGCACACCGACGAUGCAGCUGAACUGUUUGAAGACAAAGAUGUCCAUGCCCCCCUCAUGCUGGUGUUGUCAUCCUACAUGAGCAGCCAAAGAGUCCAGCAGGUGGGUUGGUCACUGCUGUGUCGGCUGAUUGAAAUAUGCCCCAGUACACUGGACCAGUUGACCAGACCUCUGCAGGUAGCCAAGGACUGGGAGUUACUGGGAGUGCACCAGCAGAUCCUGAAUGUACUAUCUCAGUACAGAACAGAGUGCAGUGUGACCAUGGUUGGACUCAGAGCCCUGGCUCUUCUGCUUAGAUCAGACAUGACUCCUUUGCUGGUGCUGGAGGAGGAGGAGGAUGUGUUUGGCCUGGUGGUGCACGCGAUGAAGAGGUUUCCUACCAGUGAAGAGGUGCAGCUCCAAGGCUGUGGAGCGCUGCAGUUCCUCCUGGAAAGGGUAAGUGAUGACCACCUCGUGGAGUUUAUAGAGAACCAGGAUCAUGUUGUGGUUCUGGCGGCUCUACAGAGAUUCCCUGACAGCCCUGAGCUGCUUCUACAGGCCAUGAAGGUGCUGCUUCCUCUGGCUCGUCCUGGCAGUAACGUGGAGAUGCUGAUGUCAGGAAGUGCUCGGUGCUACAGUGUGAUCAUCUCCGCCAUGGACGCCUUCCCCGAGGUGGAGGAGUUGCAGGAGACGGCCUGCUGCUUGUUCAGGAGGUUUACUUCAGAGAGCUACUACAACAUCCUGGUACUGAACGGAGUCCAGAGGGUCGCAGUGAGAGCCUGUCGGACUUUCCCCAACAACGCCACGCUGCAAGCCGCUGCUCUUUCCUGCCUGGCUGACCUCACUGCAACCAUCGUGAAGAACAAAGCGGUGGCUGAGCAGGGUCUGGAGGAAGGAGAGGAGGAGGAGAACCGGGGUAGGGAGGAGGUAGAGGACAUGGGCCUGGGCUGGAUGGAGGCAUGCUGUAUGGCACUGGAGCUCCACGCUGCUGAGCCAGCUGUACAGGAAGCAGCAAGCUGGGCCAUUCACAAUCUGUUACUGCAUGGAGCUGGAGAGAAUCAUUCAGAAGAGGAAAAGAAUGAGAGGACUCCUGUUCACAGACAGUUAAUGGCGGCCAUGCUGCUCCACUCCUCCUCUCCCAGUGUGUUUGAAGCUGCUACUAGUGCCAUUGCCACACUCAUCGCACAAAAAAAUAAAAUGCGAUCUCUGCUACUGUCCAGUGGCCUCCACGUCAACCUAGUGGAGAUGAUGAAGAGACAUUCAGCCUCAGCUGAAGUUUCCAUCUGCGCCUGCAAGCUGCUCAACCUGCUUUUCCAAGGAAGGACAGCCAGUCUAGAUGAGUUGAAUAUGGCCAUGAGUCAGAUCCUCAACGCCAUGAAGGUCCACAACUUCCAGCAAGAGGUUCAGCUGGAGGCUCUGCAGGCCAGCCUGGUCUUCCUCUGCCCAGACAGGAGUUUAAGGGAGCACGGGGUCUCGGUUGGAGAUCCUGACAUAGCCGAUGUGUCGCUGAAGGUCCUGAAAAACCAGUGUGUGGUGGAAGGAGCUCACACCCUCUACCUGGAGGUUCUUAACAGGUUCAUCAGCAGCUCGAUCAUACAAGAGUGCGGUCUGAAGGUACUCUCGGCUCUGGCUGACUGCUCCGGAGCAGUGGACUUGCUGUGCCAACAGGGGGCGAUCGACACCGUGCUGCAUACACUACAGAUGUUCCCACAGGAACGAGAGAUACACUACUGGGGUCUUACCCUGCUCAACUACCUCGUAUCCAGGAAGAAGCUGUCGAGGAUGAUCGUACCUGUUCUGGCCUCCGUUGUGGUCGCCUCUCUUAUCCAGUACAAAGAAGAUUCUGAGAUGCUCCUGAAGUGUUUUCAGGUGGCUUUGAGGAUGAUGGACGCUUGUUCCGCGGCAGCUGCUGAACUGCAGAGGGAAGACUUUGACAGGCAGAUCUUCCAACACCUCAGAGACGAGAGUCCUGACCAGAGCAACAACCCGCUCCGAAAGUCAGUGUGUCUCGCUCUUUCUAAGAUGUGGUGCGACUCAAAGCUGCACUACAGCAUGCUGGAAAAGGCCUGUGAGGACGGAGACACAACAUUAGCUGAGUGUCUGAUCGAGCUGGGCGCAGACAUCAACAGGAAAACCAAAACAGAAUCUCUCAUCUACCAGGUGUGUGAGAGAGGCGGUCCUCUCGAACUGGUGGAGCUCCUGAUCAGCCGAGGUGCCCACGAGCAGCACGUCCGCAGGGCUCUGGCUGUGAGCGUGAAGCAGGGCGACGGACCCACAGUCAUUCUCCUGCUGGGCCGUCUGGGUCUGGACAUAAACAACAGCGCCCUCUGCCUUGGGGGCUUCAGGCUGGGCCGUCUGGACGCUGCCUGGCUCAGCCCCCUACUGGCUGAAAGAGGCAGAACAUACAGUUUACGUCACAAUAACAGUAAAGGUAUGAGUUUGGCGAGGUACAUUCGCUCUUUCCAGAAGUCCAAGAGUAGCAGUGGUCCUUCUAGAUCUCUGGCCGACCCCUGUCUGACCUCUGGCUACAUUUCUGAAGAGAGCGACGACUCCAUCUUCAGUUUUGUCUCAGCGGACGACAACCUAUUUUUCAAUGACGACAUGGAGAGUGAUGGUAAAGAUGUUGGGAGUGAUUCACUGUCAGGGGUUCUGUCUCCAAAGCUGCAUAAUAAUUCAACAGAAGAGUUAAGGAGGGGUCCUUCAAAAAGAAGCAGGGGCGUCACAGACAUGCCAGUGCAGAGAGUGGUCAAACUGAGAAUGAACACAGUGAGCAUGUACACAGGAGAUAUGGAAUGACGGGCUCGAGCCAAAAAGGUAUCAGAUUCAAUUUAGUUAAAUUUU